Messenger RNA from Macrosiphum euphorbiae (potato aphid), 666 nucleotides. Lineage: Eukaryota; Metazoa; Arthropoda; Insecta; Hemiptera; Aphididae. The record is from the annotation of a GenBank genome assembly.
AUGCAAGCAACCUGGCAAUUAAAUGGGGUAUUCCAACUGAUGACAAAGUGGCUCGCCAAAAAAAAAGCAAGAUUGUUUUUUGAUGAAAUAGAUGGCGACAGACGGAUGAAUAUCACACAAGAUAAUUUUAAAAUAAAAGUAUUUUUACCAAUUGUUGACACAAUAAUAUGUCAACUUAAAGAUCGCUUUAAAGGUUUACAUAACGUUUGUACCAUUUUCAAUUUUUUGAAACCUCAAACACUUUUAGGACCAGAUGAAAUUACUAUUAAAGGAUCAUAUGACUUUAUACAAAUGUAUCAAUCAGAUAUUAGUUCUGAUUUAACGAGUCAAUUGCUAUCAAUCAAAGAAAUUAUAAAAAAUAAAAAUUUGAAUAGUAUCCAAGCACUGGCUUCAUUUAUUCUCGAAAACGAUUUUGCUACGAGUUACUCUGAUAUAUUAGGAGCAUGUAUAAUUUAUUUGACAUUGCCAGUAACGGUUGCAACAGCAGAAAGGUCUUUUUCAAAACUUAAGAUAAUAAAAAGUUAUUUAAGGAAUUCCAUUGGACAAGAACGACUGUCUAAUAUUUCAGUUUUAAAUAUUGAACAGCGCCGUACAAAAGAAAUUGAUAUGGACAAAAUAUUAACAAAUUUUUCAAAUAUGAAAGCAAGAAAAAUGAAAUUUGAUUAA